AUGCGACAAGCCGCUGAUGUACAGGAUUUCAUCAUGAUGCUUGCUCCUGUCGGACCGCCGGCUCUUACUCUAGCUGCAAUUGUCGAAAUGUCGGAUAUCGAUGAGGAUGUGGAGACUGCGGUUGCCAAGACGAUUGUCAUUUCCUACGCUCUCACACCAUUGAUCAGUGUCAGCGUCACAGCGGCUCUGCAAGUGGUUCAGAAGCUGUACUAG
Kwoniella mangroviensis CBS 8507 is the source of this 213-nucleotide messenger RNA. RefSeq lists its product as uncharacterized. The coding region runs from base 1 to 213 and encodes 70 amino acids. The transcript is spliced from 2 exons. Lineage: Eukaryota; Fungi; Basidiomycota; Tremellomycetes; Tremellales; Cryptococcaceae. The record is from RefSeq and is a predicted model, not a curated record.